CAAAAGCCUGGACCCUCGAUCCUGUCCUCGAUCCUGUCCUCGAUCCUCGAUCCUGCAUUCCUCCUGCGUGGGCAAGCGUUUGGCCCGAGCAGCAGCCUCCCUGGGCGCGCCUUUCCGCCCUCGGCCGCGGUCGCCCAGCGGCGCCUGCCCCGAUGGGGUGCGGCAGUUCGAAGUCCGACCCGGCAGCCGCAAAUGGUUCUGCCACUAAGCCCGUCAGCGACAAAGAGCAGGACAAGAAGGCAGCCAAGGAGCAGAACAAGGAGUACCAGACGACCAUGCAGUUUUUAGGGCAGGUGCAGCUCUUCAAGCGGCUCCCCAAAGACCAACACCCGCUGCUCGCGGGUGCGGUAGAGCCCGUGGAGUUCAAGGCUGGUAGCUUGGUGAUCAAGCAGGGAGACCCGGGUACCGAGUUCUUCGUCAUCAAGAGCGGUGAGGCCAGCGUCAAGGUCACCACGGAUGGGGUCACGAAGGUGCUCGCCACCCUGAAGCCAGGCGACUACUUCGGAGAGAGCGCGCUGCUGCGGGACGAGCCUCGCGCCGCCUCGGUCGCGGCAGAGACCAACCUCGUCACCUUCAAGAUCGGGCGGGAGAAGUUCACCAGCCUGGGCCUGAACGAGAAGCUCGAGUUUGCCAACCGCAAGGCCGUGGGAGGAGGACAGGCCCGCGCGGUCAAGACGAAACCCCCGUCGCCGAAGACCGACAAGGAGCGGUCCCUGAUCGCCAGCGCGCUCAGG
Messenger RNA from Prorocentrum cordatum, 734 nucleotides. The record is from the annotation of a GenBank genome assembly. NCBI's taxonomy places the organism in Eukaryota, Dinophyceae, Prorocentrales, Prorocentraceae.